Messenger RNA from Papilio polytes (common Mormon), 1707 nucleotides. It is a transcript of the gene Smox, whose product is annotated as mothers against decapentaplegic homolog 3. Lineage: Eukaryota; Metazoa; Arthropoda; Insecta; Lepidoptera; Papilionidae. Gene Ontology annotation, biological process: BMP signaling pathway; cell differentiation; regulation of transcription by RNA polymerase II. The record is from RefSeq and is a predicted model, not a curated record. Gene Ontology annotation, molecular function: I-SMAD binding; RNA polymerase II cis-regulatory region sequence-specific DNA binding; DNA-binding transcription factor activity, RNA polymerase II-specific. The coding region runs from base 118 to 1476 and encodes 452 amino acids. The transcript is spliced from 12 exons. Gene Ontology annotation, cellular component: heteromeric SMAD protein complex.
AAUGGCCGAUAAGUUAAUUUAAAUAGAAUAUAUGUGUAAAUAAAAAAAGUGUGCAUUAUUUGUUAAUCUAAUGUAAAUUAGUUUCCGUGAAUGACUUAAAAAGUGAAAUUUGGCGGAAUGUUUCCGCGAACACCGCCAGUAGUGAAACGUCUUCUAGAGUGGAAAAAGGGUCCAGAAGGAUCAUCUGCCGCAGAAGAUAAAUGGUCAGAAAAGGCUGUAAAAAGUUUAGUUAAGAAAUUAAAGAAAAGUGAGGCUCUCGAGGAGUUAGAAAAGGCUAUUACUAGUCAAAGUAGUCAUACUAAAUGCGUCACAAUUCCCAGAGCGAAGCCUAGUGAGAACCUCGUGAAUGGUCAAUACAGAAAGGGGUUGCCGCAUGUUAUCUACUGCAGGCUGUGGCGCUGGCCGCAGCUACAAAGUCAGCAUGAAUUAAAACCAGUCGACCACUGUAUUUAUGCAUACCAGUUGAAAAAGGACGAAGUGUGCAUCAACCCUUAUCAUUACAAUAAAAUUGAUUCGCCCGCUCUGCCACCUAUCUUGGUGCCGCGCUGCGCGGAGGGCGAGAUCCGCGCGCCGCCGCCGUACACUGACUAUCACCAGCCGCAUCACGACCACACGGACGUUUUGUCGCUGGGCGUGAUGCAGAGCGGCGGCGUGGUGGGCGUCGGCGCGCACAGCGCCCUCUACCUGGAGGCCACGCUCGCGCAGCAGGUUCCCGGCAACACCACCGUGCAUGUGAGUUCGUCGACAGUGGAGACGCCGCCACCGGGCUACAUGAGUGAAGACGGAGAUCCCAUGGACCACAAUGACAACAUGAGCCUGACACGCCUGACGCCAUCACCGCCCGGAUUGGCGACGGAGGCUGCGCCGGUGCUGUACCACGAGCCGGCCUUCUGGUGCAGCAUCAGCUACUACGAGCUGAACACUCGCGUGGGGGAGACCUUCCACGCCUCGCAGCCAUCCAUCACAGUGGACGGCUUCACCGACCCAAGCAACAGUGAGAGAUUCUGUUUGGGUUUGUUAUCGAAUGUGAAUAGAAAUGAAGUCGUGGAACAAACGCGACGGCACAUCGGCAAAGGAGUCAGGCUGUAUUACAUUGGAGGCGAGGUGUUCGCAGAAUGCCUCAGUGAUUCUUCAAUAUUUGUUCAGUCUCCGAACUGUAACCAGCGUUAUGGAUGGCAUCCUGCUACUGUUUGUAAAAUACCACCCGGUUGCAACCUGAAGAUCUUCAACAACCAGGAGUUCGCGGCGCUGCUGUCGCAGUCCGUGUCGCAGGGCUUCGAGGCGGUGUUCCAGCUGACGCGCAUGUGCACCAUACGGAUGAGCUUUGUCAAGGGAUGGGGAGCCGAGUACAGACGUCAGACGGUGACGUCGACGCCGUGCUGGAUCGAGCUGCACCUGAACGGGCCGCUGCAGUGGCUGGACCGCGUGCUCACGCAGAUGGGCAGCCCGCGCCUGCCCUGCUCCUCCAUGUCAUAGAUAUUGCGGCGGAAAUUAUUUCUGAAUCCCCAGUACAUUGGCCAUUUCAGUUGUAUGAAAUAUAAAGGGUAGCUCAAAAACAAAUACCUCCAAAAUGAGUCUUAACAUUGUUUUAUUGUAGUUUAUAAGUUGGAAAUAUGUUUCAUCUUAGAAUUUAAGACGCGAUUUAUUUUAUUAUCUAUAAGGAAUUCAAAAUUAAUGGACUAUUUCACAUUUGUGAUAAAAAAAACU